AAAAUUUGACAUUUAGAGAUUUUUUCUCAACAACGUUUCAGCGUAAAAAAUAAAAAUCGAGACAGAACGGCGCUCGUGCUAUGACGCGACCGAUCGAGGGUUAAUUAUGAGAAACGUUGGUUAUAUGGUAAGAACGAGAUCCGUCGGUGAGCUCGUGCAGUUCUACUAUCUUUGGAAAAAAACGGAAAGACACGACAUAUUCACCUACAAAGCUCGCCUAGAAAAAAAGAAAUAUGCCCUGCACCCUGGCAUAACCAGAGACUACAUGGAUCGUUUCCUGGAGGAGCAAGAGGGAGUAAGAGACCGGAGCAGUUCGCCCAAUGUCAAUUGUCUCCUCCAUGGUGAUGUCAAGCGCCAACGUACGAGUGCAAAUCUGUCCAACAAUCACGAAGGAAAAUCAGCAGAAUUAUGGGAGAAUCAAGGGAAUGAAGAUUCUUCAGCCCUUGGAACUGAUAAUGACGCUGCAGAGGCCCCCACAAAUGUCCCUCCAAGUUCUCCAUUCUCUAUCUUACCUCCUCCACCUCUCCCACCCCUUCCGCCAACCACAGAAUCGUCCAAUGUAUCGCCCAGGCUCUUCAAUCCAACAUCAGAGCCUCCAAUGAACUCCAUACCCCAAAAUCAACCUCACGAACUUCACCAAUCUCCCCCGGAAUUCUCAACAUCAUCUGACAUUGUUGCGUCUCAUUUACCGCCUUAGCAUCCAUUUUAUUUAAAUAAUUAUUCAAAGAGUGAAUUACAAAUUGUUGGACAGUCCUAUUGGACUCACUACCUCCGCCGCUGCUAUCAGUCAUUCAAAAAUGAAAAGAUGAGACGAAAUAAUUGAAUUACUGUUCACGUAUUGUGUUUUACACAAAUUUAUAAAAAUCCAUUGACACUGUUGACGAA
Messenger RNA from Diachasma alloeum, 885 nucleotides. RefSeq names its product mesoderm induction early response protein 2. The record is from RefSeq and is a predicted model, not a curated record. The transcript is spliced from 4 exons. Gene Ontology annotation, cellular component: nucleoplasm. NCBI's taxonomy places the organism in Eukaryota, Metazoa, Arthropoda, Insecta, Hymenoptera, Braconidae. Gene Ontology annotation, molecular function: transcription corepressor activity; histone deacetylase binding. Bases 107 to 697 code for a protein of 196 amino acids. Gene Ontology annotation, biological process: negative regulation of transcription by RNA polymerase II.